AUGGCAUCUAUAUCAGUUCCCAUCGAAAAGCACAAACAGUCACUAUAUUCAAAAGAUCCGUUUGGAAAUUCACAUCAAUCGGGAGGAUUUGGAGGCCAUUCAUAUAGCAGACUGUCUGGACUUCAUGAUAAUGGACCCCCGUACAUAGUGAAGUUGUUGAAUCUCCCGAUCACAUCUAAUGAAUCAUUUAUUGAAGACUUGUUUAAGAGCAGAUUCACGUCGUUUGUGAAGUUUAAAAUAGUGGUAGACCCGUCGUCCAACAUUUUAGAAACACAUGUUAUUAAGAAGGUAGCGUUUGUUGAACUAGAAUCGUUUCAGGAGAUGAACAAAGUAUUGAAAUGGCAAGAUCUAUAUUACAAGGCGACUAGAAGAGUGGUGGUCGAAUUGGCAGAUUUCCAUGAUUUUCAACACUGCAUUGCCUUCAAUCAAGAACACGAACGGGAAAUUCAGGAAAUCCAGGAUGACUUUAUUAAGCAAAAGCAAAGUCAACAUUUUGGCCAUGGUGGAUUUGACCAACCCCGCAAUAUUAAUAUCAAUUCUCCUCCAAGGAAACAUCAGCCAUUGAAUUCUCAUGCCACUUCAAUAUUGCAACCUAGUUUAUCUGAAAGAAAGCCAUCAAUGCCCCAAGAAGGCUCCGUAGGGCCUCCAACGGCCGCACCACAAAAAAAUAAACCUAACCCCUUUGGUGCAGCAAAACCAGUAGACGUAUUAGCAAAACUGCACGAAAUUGACAAAAAGCUUAUCACUAUCAACCACACGACUAUUAAGACUUUGGGCCCAAUGGCUGAUGAUAUUGAUUUGGGUCAUCAUGAUUCUACAGGAAAGCAAGCAUCUUCAGAACCGACACAUGUUCCACAUGAGAGAAGAAUGUCACAGAAAGAUUCAAGGCGAACUUCAGUUAAUAUCUUGAAGAGGCCUUCACCUUCUACAAGUCAGAACGUCCCAAGCGCCGAAUCGCAUCCCGAACUGAAGGAAGCAGAAAAAUCUCAAUUAACAAAAGCACCAAUCCCCGAAUCCAUAUAUUCUCCAAAGGACAAUAACAAGAGUCUAGCCGAGUUGUUAAGUAAAAAUGAAAACCCAUCUCCUCCUAAAGGAAGAAGUACCCCCAAGUCAAUCAAGAAUUCACCAAAGCCAAGUACUAAUAAGCCAGUAAUAUUGAAGAAGAAGCCUCAGACACCAGCAGUAGAUUUGACAGUUAAAGAAAGUGAAUUCUCUUCAAAUGUAGAAAAUACUGCCGCAAGUAAGGAGUUAGAAAAUGGGGCCAAAGAUAAAGAAAUAGAAGAUAAAUUGAAGGAAAUCAAUUCUUCUUUAUCACGAAAUAAUAAGAUGGAAAUUAUAAAUAAGUCUCCUGCUAAUGGCUCAGGAAAACCCAAAGAGGCUACCUCAGAUCAGAAACGCUCGCGUCAAACAUAUAAUAAGGUAAAUGAAAACCAAUCAAUGUCUGUUCCAGAGGAAAAUAAGAAACCGGUAGAAACGCAAGUUUCGUCUCAAGAAGCUGAGAGGGCAAAAGACAGGCCAAAUUUCAAAAAGCAUUUUGCAGAGUUGAGUAAGAGACAGAAUGCCCAGAGAGAGAAGGUGCAAACGCCCCAAAAUACGCGUUUCAGUUCUCAUUCACAAGCCUCUAAUAAUAAAAAGAAUGGUGCAAACUAUAAACGCCAUAUUCCAAAAGAAUUAGGAUUAUCUAUCGACAAGGUCGCCGUCACAUCAAAUCAAAAUACAGCUGAUUCGAAAAAUACAGCAACAAAGAGUAAUGUUAAUGGGGAUGUUAGUAAAGAAGAUCGUGGUAUUGGAGCCAGGGGCACCGGAAGAAAUAAAAGCAGAUUUUCGGGAAGAGACAAGUCGACAGACUUACCAAAGAAAGACGUCAAAAAUAUCGAAGAGGUUAAAUCCAGAAAGCUACAAGCUAAUUUCAAAGGCAACAAUAAAAAUGGUAGAAAGUCCAAGGAAACUAAUAAUUCCGACCAAAUUGAAGCCCUGAAUGGUUCUAAAGAUAUGAACGAUGCUAAGGAUCCGAAGGAAAGAAAAUAUGUAAAAAUUGUUCAAGAUGUGAAGAAUGUGAGAGACGUCAAAAACGUAAAAGACGUAAAGGACCUGAAAGAAGCGAAAGUGGCGAAAUCUGAAGUUUUGUCAAAAGUGUUGAAUAAUUCUACAGUCAGUAACGAAAAAGGCAGUAAGACUCCAGAAAUGAUUGAAAAAGACGUUAAAUCUGAUCCUAGCAAUGGGCUGGCAUCGUCUUCCACUGGUGGAAAACAAAGUAUUUCAGAUUCCGUAGAUUCGAAAGCGGAUGUUACAAAGUCAGAUGUGCUGUCAGAGAAUGUUUCUACUACUUCCAAUCGCGGUAGAGCUAGAGGAGGUAGAGGUAAAGGUAGAGGCGGUUUUAGGGGUUCUGUUAGAGGUAUGAGAGGGGCUAGAGGAAGAGGAAACUUCAAUCUUCAUUAUGUGAGAAGUAAAGAUGACAAAGCCGAAAGUUGA
Molecule: messenger RNA, 2472 nt
Organism: Debaryomyces fabryi
Lineage: Eukaryota; Fungi; Ascomycota; Pichiomycetes; Serinales; Debaryomycetaceae
Exons: 1
Coding region: 1-2472 (823 amino acids)
Molecular function (GO): RNA binding
Source: RefSeq, a predicted model, not a curated record